GUAAAAAUGGAUGUCCUGGCGACUGGACUUUGUUCGGCGAUCACUGCUAUCAAUUCAAUCUCGCUGAAUCUCAGUUUAAGAACUGGACUGCGGCGAAACAGGCAUGUAAAUCAAUUGGUGAUUUUUCCUCUUUGGUCAGUAUUCAGAACGAGAGCGAAAAUGUUUUUUUAACAAAAGAAAUCAGCUCUGUUGCCAAGUCCGCGGUGUGGAUUGGCUUAAAUGAUCGCAAGUCGGAAAACGUCUUUAAAUGGUCAGACAGUUCCGAAGCAGACUACCGAAACUGGAUACAGAAAAAUUCCAGAAAUCGACCAUGGAAAGAUUGUACAGUAUUGAUGGGCAUGAGAACAGAUGGGGCGUGGUCAACUGAACUAUGUUCUGCUCCUCGUCGUUAUAUUUGUAAACGCAAGAGAGGUGUGUUAAUGCUAUUAUUAUUAUUGUUUGUGAUGUUAUUAGUGUUUUAUUAUUUUUGUUGUUGUAGCCGUUGUCGUUGUUGUUACCAUUGCUGGUGUUGUUGUUGCGGUUGUCCUUCUUUACUAUUGUCGUCGUUGUUGUUGUGUUGUAUCGUUUCGUUUUCGUUAUCGCUAUCUUAUGAUUGCUCUCGCUGUUCUCAUUAUUAUUAUGCUAGACAGAUAGAGCGUUUAUUAAAUCAAUUUUCGCAGUUUAAAAAACCUUAAUUGCAAUUGAUUUAAGACUAUACUAAUACUGUCAUAUAUAACAAUGUUCAACAACAUUGUUCAACAACAACGCCAUGUUCAACAACAACUUUAAUCAUGAUCACGUGUUUAUCAUAAAUGAACAUAAUUAUGACAUCUCCCUUUCUUACUAAAGCUACAUUUUGUUCAACAGCUAAUUAGCUUCAAUUGUUCGGUAAUAAGGUCACACUUCAUAACACCGAGUAUCUUGCAAGAACUGCAAUGCUCCAAGUAACACAACAACAAUAUUAAAGUUGAUAAAUGUAAACAGCUUAAGAUAGUCAUUCCAUAACAUAGUCAUUCCUGAGUCGUUCAGGCAGUCUAACUGCGCGGUUGCUGGUGCGCCUUACAGGUUCUGGGUCAACAACGUUAUUUGGUCUAGGCUCAGGCAUAACAAUUUCUUCAUCGUAGUCUGGUCCUAAAUUGUUAGGUGGAGGCUCACUAGUGGGUAAUAAAUGUCUGCGAUUACGACGAUACACUCCACCUUGUGGUGUGAUUACUAUGAAGGAUCUAGGUGCUUUAUGCCUACCUGUUAUAACUGCUGGCUCCCACACCUUUCCUCUUCGAAUUCGGGCAGACUGAUACAUCUUUACAGGUCGCAAUGGUUUUGCAUUUCUGUCGAAGUACUCUUUUUGCUUCUCGGCACGUUGCUUAAAUUUGUCACGAACAUUUUCUUGAACUUUGGGCUGAAGGAGAGCCGUAGUCGUAGGCAACUUCGACUUUAGCAUGCGACUCAUUAAUAACUAGAUUGGCGAUUCUUGCAUUCCUGUGAUUGGAGUAUUCCUGUACUCCAGGAGGGCGAUGUAGGAAUCGUUUUCUUCAUCAUCAGCUUUACGAAGGAGAUUCUUGAUGGUUUGAAUUGUACGCUCACUCAUGCCAUUUGACUGGGAGUAAUGAGGACUGGACGUUGAAAUUUUGAAUCCCCAUUCUUGUGCAAACUGUAAACAUUCCUUACUUGAAAAGGGCAUACUAUCUGCGACAACUUCAUCCAGGAUGCCGUGUCGGGCAAAUACUGAUUUCAUACUGGUAAUGACAGCUUGACUUGAUGAGAGGAGAGAAAUUUCUGGAAAUUUCGAGUAAUAGUCCACAAUUACUAAAUUGGACUUGGUCGACUUAUAUUCAAAAAUGUCUGUUCCCAAUUUUUGCCAUGCUCUGGCAGGCACUGUGUGUGGCUUUAGUGGCUCUUUCUGAUUGCUUCUUUGGUGCUUCAGGCAAGUUGAACAUUUCGCUACUAAUCUAAUGUCCGCUGACAUUCCGGGCCAAUAGACUACUGCUCUAGCCCUCGAUUUACAUUUUUCCAUACCCAGAUGGCUCUCAUGAAUUCGACGAAGAAUGUCUGGUCUCAGCUUCUCUGGAAUAAUUAAUUUCUGCCCGAAAAACAACCCAUUGGCUUCAUAGAUUUCGUCUUGAAAUUUCCAAUAGUGACCAACAGCCGAUGGACUAUUCACUUGACUAGGCCAUCCGUCUUUGAUGAAUUGGAUUAACUGCUGCAGGAAUUCAUCUUCUACUGUUGCUGAUUUCAAUUCGUCAAGCUUCUCAACUGUCAUUUGGAGGUUUUCAACGAGGCUAUGGAUCAUCUUCGUUACAUCAUCAUCAUUCAUUUCAUCAGGAACAGGGCCAUCAGGAAGAAAUGCUCCUGAAAGUGCAUCUGCAACAUACAUAUAUUUUCCUGGAAGGUAGUUGAUGGUGACAUCAUACUUUUGUAGUCGGAGCAACAAUCGCUGGAGCCUGGGGGAAGCUUGUACCAAAGGUUUUCUGGAGAUGGAAACAAGGAGCUUGUGAUCAGAAUCUAUAUCAAUUGAUUUACCAUAAACAUAGCAGUGAAAUUUUUCACAUCCGAAGACAACUGCGGUUAACUCCUUUUCAAUUUGCGCAUAGUUCUCCUCAGCAGAGCUCAGUGACCGGGAUGCAUAUGCAACGGGAUGUCCGUCUUGUAGAAGGCAAGCUCCAAGGUCACCUUUCGAAGCAUCAACUUGCAACUUGACUGGCUUUGCUGAGUCAAAAAAUUUCAGGACAGGCUGACUUGAGAGGAUCUGUUUCAGUUGCUCUACUGCACCAGUGUGUUCAUGGGACCAGUCCCAAACUGAAUCUUUCUUUAACAACUGCUGUAGAGGGUCAGUAAUACUCGAUUGACCUGGAAUAAACUUCGAGAAAAAAUUAACCAUUUCAAGGAAUCUUCGCAAUUCUUCCUUUGACUUAGGUAAGGGCAUGUCCAGAAUUGCACGAACUUUCUCGCCAUCUGGCUUCAAAUACAAUGUUACCCAUGUACUUCACUUCUUUGACUUUGUACUGAAGCUUUUGCUCUUUCCAACAGCUUUGCCAUAAUUUCAUCAUGCUCUUUUUCAUCCUGCGCUGCCACAAUUAUGUCAUCAAAUAUCACCUCGACACCAUCAAUAUCACCAAACAAUGCUUCAUUCUUCUUCUGAAACACUUCAGGAGCUGAACACACACCAAAUGGUAAUCUCGUGAAGCGGAAGCGACCAAAGGGUGUAUUGAAGGUGCAGAGAUGGGGACUUUCUUCAUCUAGGUGGAUCUGCCAAAACCCAUCUUUUUCAUCCACUAUGGCGAAUAACUUCUUACCACCAAGGCGAGUGACAAUAUCCUCUGCUGUGGGAAUUCUAUGAUGCUCCCGUUGAAUAGCCUUAUUCAGAUCACGAGGAUCCAAAUAUAACCGCAGAGACCCAUCACAUUUCUCGACUAUACAAGACUGUUAACCCAUGGACUCGGUUUUUCAACUUUCUGCACAACACCAAUUUUUUCAAGCUGCGAACGUUUCUCUUUUAACUUUCCCAGUAUGCUGUAGGGAACCUUUCGUGGUGGGUGGAUGACAGGCUUGACAGUCUUGUCAACAACAAUAUGAUAUUCUCCGUCCAUGGAGCCAAGCCCUUCAAACACCUCUGGGUAAUCAUGAAUAAUGUGUUCUUUAGUGGAAGGUGAUGGGGCCACUUCAUUGACUUUCUUGACCAGGUUUAAUUUCUCACAUGCCUGCAAACCUAGUAUUGGGGUUGACUGGACAGUAACAACAAAGAAUGGUAGCAUUUCAGACCAGGGUUUAUUUUAACGUGCAGUUCUACACAAAAUGUGCAGUCCUAAACCCAUUUGUGCAGUUCUUAAAACACAAAUGUGCAGUCACCGAACUUACAAAACCUUCUUUAAAUAAAGUUUAAUAAUAAAAAUAAAUAAUAAUAAUAAAAAAUAUAAACGUUUUCUGGGGGAGAACUCCAGACCCUCCUAUUUUUCUCACAAAUCACUUUCGUGCUGGGGUAAUGAAAAAGAAGGUAAAAUUGGGGCGAGCGAAGCUCCCAAAAGAGAUUAGAGUGGGAGAACCUAAUAUUCUUUGCUGCCUCAAAUGCAAAUUUAAGGUUGUUAUAUAUUGAAUAUCCAUGAUUCCCAGUUACAUGUUUUGAAACAGUUUUUGUGAGUGGUUGGGUAAAACAAAUCUUUGCCAGGACUCAAGAGCCUCUAGAUUCAAAUUGUUUUGGGAAACACCUCCUAGCUUCCCCACCCAAAAUCGUGUUUGUGUGGCCUUUCUCCAAUUCACCAAUUCUGCCACCCAACCACACCCUUACUCUGCAACCUAUAUGCAGGUAAAAAAUUCUUCGACCCCUCCCCCCCUCCGUCAAACACCUGUUGCCUUCGUAACAUCCCUAUUUGUGCAGUUCUAAAUUUUUCUUAAAAUAAACCCUGUUUCAGACUGACCAUUGAUGACACAUCUCAGGAAAACUUUCCCCUCCGGUUUGACUUUAAAAUUCCCAUAUGAGGUUAAAACCACAUCAGUUUUCUGCAGGGAUGUACUAAUCUUUAGACUUGAAUACACAUUAAAUGACAUAACAUUGGCUUCAGCUCCAGUGUCAAGUUUAAAUCGAACUUGUGUUCCAUUUAUACCCACACUCACAAGCCAUGCAGAACUUGUUGUGGGGCUAGUUAUGGUCCCAAUAAAUAAACUAUUUGACUCGAGUGUGUUGGGUCAUUUCUAGUGUUAGCUUCCCCAUGUAUUUUCUGACACUUCGUCAACAGAAGAAUUUCUUGACAUUUGACACAUUCGUGCGAAGUGGGAUUUUUACAUUUGUGGCAAGGUUUUCCAAAUGCAGGAUAAGAUCUUACUGCAUGCUUAGUUCCACAUCUAUUACAAUCAAAUAGCAACUCACCUCGAGUGGGUUUCUUUACGACGUGAACUUCCGGUUCAGUUGGAUCAACAUUUUGCUUCCGAAGCUCUUUGAGCUGUUUCGCACUUUCUUCCGCCGCUCGGCACAAACUUGCAGCUUUUUCAAGAGUGAGUUCAGACGAUUCACGAAGCAAUCGUUCUUUUAAUCGAAUAUCACUCACCCCAAAUAAUGUACGAUCUCGAAUCAUGCUGUCCGUUUGAUCACCAAAUUCACAUGAAUUAGCUCGUGUUUUCAACUCCGUUAUAAAUUGGUCGAUUGUUUCACCUUCUUGUUGUUUGCAUUCCCAGAAUUUAUAUCGUUCAAAUACAGUAUUCUUUCGAGGAUUUACAUAAUCUUCAAAUUUCUUCUUCAACACGCUCAACUUAUCACGAUCCUCGCCCUCGCCAAACGUAAACGUGUUGUAGAUUUCGAGGGCUUCAUCACCGAUGAGAUGAAGUAAAAUUGCACACUGGACUUUUUCCGUUUCUUUGACUUUCCCUGACGCAGUCAAAAACAACUCGAAUCGCUGAAUCCAUCGCCUCCAGUUCUCGCGCAAGUUUCCCGUCAAAUUCAAUGCACUCGGGGGCUUAAACGUUUCCAUUUUAGGGUCUUUUUGGGUAUCUUUUUUAGUCCUGGCACCAUGUCAUAUAUACACUACACACGUCGCCAUAUUCAAUAACAACUUUAAUCAUGAUCACGUGUUUAUCAUAAAUUAACAUAAUUAUGAUUUAUGACAAAUACUAUUUACAAUUUGGAUUGGGAUGCGUAAUUAAAAAUAUAAGAGUUUUUAAUCUGUUUGUAUUUAUAAUUGGAAGCCAAUAUCUUCUCGACUCUCUAAAAUUGUGAGUUGGUAGAUUUUCUUCUUUAUUGUUUUCAUUUAUCUUCGAUGGAAGUAAAAAGUUGUUGUCAUAAUUUCUCUCUGUCCUUUAGUGUUUUCGUUUUUGCUUGCUCUAUUGCAUCUUUCGAAUUUAUUUCAGGAUAUAUAAUUUUUAAGCUUCGUCUUUGAAUUCGUUCUAUAUCCUCUGAUAAGUAAGUCUGGAAGGCCUGAGUGAAAAACUUUGCAACCGUAUUCUUGGAUGGAUCUAAUGCAUGCAUGCAUGCAUGCAGCGGUAUAAAAUUGAAGCAGUGACGUUUCAUCAACGUCUGCACGUUUCAACUGCCUUAAUAAGUACAGUCGCUUUGAUGCCUUUAACGCAAUGUUUUCUAUAUGCCUGCAGUUACACGUCAGAUCAUCGGUGAUUAGCAUAUCCAGAGUUUUCGCUGAUUUCACAAGCUGCUCCAAACAUGGGAUUGCUUCGUGAAGUUUAUUCUAUAAGCUCCUUACACUUUUUUGGAUUUAUUUUCCUUAUAUAUGUGAUGAUCUCAGAAAUUAUUGUCUGCAAACCACAUUUUAUUAGACGGUGACCAUUAGUAUAAUUACUCUUGCAAUUGCCUCGUACAACAAAUGAGAACGUUUUCCUUGACAAGUUUACCUCCUCGUGUGUAUAUAUGCGGUCAACAAGUUUUACUUGGCAAGUUUUGUCGCUCGUGUGCACGGAAUGUCUUUAAACAUUUAUCUCACGUCAAGACCGCCUUUAGUUUUCCAAAAUCGUACAAGUAUUGCUUGUACACUUGUCAUGUCUUUCAUGCUGGUCGUACACACAAACAUUGUCAAUUUUCCUUGUCCUGGAAUGACUAGCCUUGGAACAAGGUUCCUUUGCAAGGAAACAUUGUCAAUUUUUUGCAGUACACACCUGCAAAUACUUGUUAAGGAAGGUUGCUCGUCUGCAUGUACGGCGCUUUAUCGUUACUGUAACAGUUACUGUUACAACUGUUAAUGUUGCUGUUGCUCUUACUCGUAUACUAUAUAUAUAUAUAUAUAUAUAUAUAUAUAUAUAUAUAUUACUGCUACUAUCACGACUAUAAUUAUCACUAUCACUUACUAUCACAAUCUUAAAAUAAAAUCUUAAAAUCGCAAUAUUUUUUCAGCAAUGUUUGAUUGUGAUGCACCUCUUGGAAUGGAAAAUGGGAAUAUUAAUGACGACCAAAUCACAGCCAAAGUCCGUAGUCCAUCUACUACGGGACCAUUAAAGUCACGACUACGUAGCAAUGAUGCAUGGUGUCCACAAGCUAAGGUAUGUAAUGUAAAUAAUUACUAAGCUGAAUUGGACGCAGCUCAACGUAAUUGAAUCAAAGACUUUCUGCGGGCGCUUCUAGCCACUUUAUCACUCAUGUCUGAUUCGAUUCUAAUAAUGUAGCGCAGUUAGGUCAGUUAGGGGUUAAUCCCAUGCAACCCACCUUGUAGACAUUCUUUGUGGGAGGAAACCAUGCAGAGUACCUGAAGAAAAUGCGCAACUUUCGUUACAGCGUUGACUUAGGCGAGAAUGGAAUGCACGAUCUCAGAGGCUAAAGGCCUUACCCUGGCGAUUGCGCCAACGAAUUGAAGCCCCAUUGUAUUUGUUGAUACAGGGACGUUUUCAAGUAAUUAAUAGAUUAUACCUUUAUCUACUCAACACUAUCCAAAUAAAAAGCAGGUUGCGUUUGUAUCGACAGAGUGUAGGUGUUGCCUAAUUCAAACACUGCGCGUCCUCCACGACAAGCGUUAAGUUAUUGUGAUAAAUAAUAUUUCUUGCCCUUUAACUGGAUAAGACUCACUACCAGCAAUCCCCGUUGGCUCAAUAGCUCAAUUCGUAGAGCGGUCUAGAAACCCGAAGAUGUGAGUUUGAAUCCCGCUAUAUCCAAUACAUUUUUUUGUUGUUCUGUGCAGUGUCAGAAUAAUAUGAAACUAUUUUUCGUAUCUCUGACGAUGGUACUGAAAUAGAAUAAAAACAAGGCUUUAGAUAAGAACUUGACUAAAUCCUAUUCUAGCUUUUUCAAGAGGUUUAUUUUUUGUCCAAUUUUUGGUGUCAGGUGGUAUUGGUUUUGGUGUACUUUGAAAAUUUCCUAUUACAAAUGGUACUUUAUUCCAUUUCAGGAUGAUUAUCUCCAAAUUGACCUAGGAUCUAUCUACAAAAUUAAAAAUAUUGCUGUACAAGGUUUAGCAACUUCAUACUGUAUUCAAUAUGGUAAAGACGGUAAAACCUACAAGCCUUACGGACUUCGAGCAUCAACGUGUGAGGUAAGAUAUUUCUACAGUAUAUCUUGUUUAUUAUUUUCUCUAUAAUACAUGAACAGUGGUAAAUUGAAAUAAGGACAGACAGUACAGUAAUUCUCAAGGAUAUUAACCUUCUGGAACCUUAAUGUACUUUUCUUGGAAUAAAAAAAUAUAAAAUUAUCAUUACAAUAUUACAUGUUGAUAACAAUGUCGAUGUAUACUUGUGAUAUUGUAUAGGAGUUAAGCAGUGAUGCAUCAACGGAACCACAUUUCCUCAAGAAACUACGACCGUUUAUUGCAAGGCAUAUUCGAAUCAGGCCUACACAAGGAAGCAAUAAGUGCGUUCGGUUGGAAUUUUAUGGAUGCUUAAGUGGUGAGUCAUCUUUUGUUUAUUUUAAGGGCAUCGACAAUUGAUUUCAAGUAAUUGAAAGAACUCUUUUAAUAUAAUUAUAAGUUGUUUUUCACGAAACACAGUCUUGAAUCUCGCCAACCAUGCAUAACUGCUAACCGCAGUAAUCGAAACCGUUUCCGCAAUGUUUUAAAGUUAUUGUACUGUUGCAUUCAUUGAUUAGUUUUACCGCGCGUAGACUACCGUAAACCUCCGACUAUAAGCCCUGGGCUUAUAUACUUUCGUAAGAGAUUUUUGAUGGACUUAUAUACAAGGGGGGGGGCUUAUAUACGGGGGGGAUAAUACAUGGACGAUCUUUUGUGUUAGUAAUAAACAAGUCAGACAUAAACAAGUCAGUCAUAAACAGGAAAAUAAACAUGUAUUAAUAAUGCGCUUUAAUUGAUUCACACAGUCGGCUAUAAAGACAAUGACAAUGUUUUUAAAUAUCGUUCUCUGCUAUAUUAAAAGACAAUGUCAAUGUUGAAUAACGUAGUCAGGGGCUACUGGGCUUAUAUUCGGGAGACUUAUAUUUGGGGGACUUAUAUUCGGGGGCUUAUAUCUGGGGCUUAUAUUUGGAAUGAGGUGAGCGUUAGUAUAUGUGCAUGGUGGGCUUAUAUUCGGGGGGGGGGACUUAUAGUCGGAGGUUUACGGUAUAGUUGUACUGUAGAUUCCGAUUUGAAUUUUUCUUCAAUUUUCUUCCAUUUUUGUUUUAAUUUAUACACUGCUAUAUUCCCAUUGGACUUGUAUAUUUUUUAUUUCGUUUUAAGAAAACUUGGUUUUUGGAGGAUAUAGAACGACACCUUGGGAAAAAAUCCCUUCUUCUGCAUAUCAAAUUCAAAUUAACCAUAUACAAAUUUCUUGGAACGGUACGUAGAAUAAUUAACAUGAUCAGUUAUUCUGCAAACUCGAAUCGUAGUAACUGCAUGAUAGUCGACAUGUGCGUAUCACCGAGUUGACUAUCGGCCAUAUUGACGACGAGAGUGAGGAGAAUAUUAACUAUUUUAUUAUAUAUAGACAAAUAUACUGACUCUAUUCCCGGAAUUUCUAGUACAGCAAUUUUUUGGACGGUUAGUUUGGCAAAAAUAUUAGAAAAUAGUGCUUGAAUAGUAUACCGAACAUUGCUGAAAAUUCUUCGAUAAUUUCUUCGACAAACAAGUGCUUGCUGACUUCCGUCUAAGGCUGUCUUAUUCAUGUUUUUAUUCUCACACAAAGUUAAAUAAUAAUAAAAAAUGCUUGUUAUCAUGUAAACAUGCAAUUGUUGCAUGGGAGUUUUUUCAUUGCGUUUUUAUUCAAGCGAAUAGUAAAAUUUUUGAGCCGCAAUCUUCUCAGUUUUCUGCUAUGGGAUUACAGAAUUGUUAUAUCCGGCGCAGUUAUACAAUAGUAAGAACUGAUAACGAGCUCUUGCUAUUAAUAACCAUACACGACGAGAGGGAGUACAAUACUGUUUUAUUAUACAUAUACAACUACUGCAUGCAUGCAUGCAUUCAUUCAGUAUAUGGAAAGUUUUGAUGGUAAGUUUGUCAAUCGAAGCGACUUGGACAAAUAGGCCUAAAGGUGGAUUUCCAGUCCUCGCACAAAGUUCCUCGCAGCUCGCUGCGAGUGCAUGCAUGAGCACUUUCAUCCAAUCACAAUGCUAAAGAGUUAAUUUUAAUUAGAUGCAUGCACUCGCAGCGAGCUGCGAGGAGCUUCGUGCGAGGACUGGAAAACCGCCUUAAGCCUGUUAAAGCACAACUGCCCUCUUUUGCCGAAAAUGGAACUUAGAGCAUUGGUGAAAACUUGAAAUUUUACAUAAUAUUAUUUAAGUUUUUAGAAGGGUGCGUGUUGACUUCGUGCAUGCACAUUUCUUAUUUGUCUUUGCUUUCAAUUAACGUACGUUUUAUAAUAUUCCCAAGACACUUUCAUUUCAAUCGCUCUUCUGUAUUAAUUGUUUAACAAAUAUAUUUUAACUAGUUUCAAUAAUAAGAAUCUUUUUGCCAAUCUUUAAAAAAUGCUAGGAGUCAGUUUGUCAUUGUGCUUGAAUGGUUUCUGACAAGAACAUAAAAAGCGAAUAACUUGCCGUUUUCUUGUUCGCAAAACUCCGAUAAUUUUAAGACGUCAUUCUUUUUUUUACUAGCACAAUAUGAGCUAAUAUAGAGAGCCAAUCAGAUGGUUGUCAUCCAACUUAAUUAUUGGAUUCUUCUGAGCCCAAUAUGGCAAAAUAUUAAGUCGAGCCCAAUAUUGAAGACAUAGAUGAAUCUUUUAUUAGCUAUAUCGAACAAAACCAUUAUAUAACAAAAAAAUAUAUUCUUAAGCUCAAGAUUUCCCCGCAAUCCACACUCUAUUCUUUUAUAAUCCCUAUGGAUUGUAUGCCAGAAUUUGCGACAGUAUAAUAAGGCUUGUUAUUAUAUACACAAGGUCUGGACUCUGGAUAUGAGGUAUUCUGCAAUCUGAUUGGUUCUCUACUAGCAGGAUAUUAGCUCAUAUAUCCUGCUAGCGCUAGUAUAGAGAAAAACAAAAUGGCGGCUCACACUGAAUUUCCGACGUUUUUCGAACGAGAAAACGGCGAGUUGUUCGCUUUUUAUAGCCUUUACAGGAUUAAAAACACAAUGAAAAUACUCCCACAAACUGUUUAUACAGGUUAGCAAAUGAAUUUUUAAAAUUUAAAAUAGUUAAAAAUGUAUAGGCCUAUUUUCGAAAAAAUAACCGGCCGAAAGAGCGAAGAUAAAAGCAUAAACAAAAUAGAAAAAUUUGAAAAUAUCCGAAAAGCAAAGUCUGUGAAUUCAGACCUUGUGUACAUAAUAAAACAGUUAUUCCACUCAUUCUCGUCGAAUAUGAGCGAUAGCCGAUUCGGCGCUACGCGCCUUAUCGGCUAUCAGCUCAAAUUCGACUCGAGUUCGUAGAAACUGUUAAUUAUUUCUUUUGAUGAAAACGUUCGUUCUAAAAUAUUUAGUAAGAAAAUUUAGCUUCAAAGUUUAAGUCACCCUGCAGGAUUUUGUAUUAGAUAUUGAAACGCCUUCAAGGUCAUGUUUUUCUUUAUAUUUCCUCCAUGAUUUGUUAACGACAAUUACAAUAUGUCAAACAAGAUCUAUUAAUUGAUGGUUAGAUUCCAAAGAGUGGAGGAGUUUGUUGGGAAUAUACAGCUGAAUUUUUUUUACCAAUUUGGAAUUCGAUAAUCGAGUUUUACGAAUCGAUAACACCCGAUUUGCAUCAUAGUGUAUGGUGAUGGUAAUCUUUUUUUUUGUUUAGAUGCACGAUCUUACUGUCUAGAACAGAAAGCUGAUUUACUAAGUAUGAGUACUGCAACAAUAGCAGAGUAUAUUAAAACACGUCUGACCAGACUGCGACCUUUCUCUUGGUGGAUUGGAUUAACCGACCGUGAUUAUCCUACGACGUACUAUUGGACAGAUACCAGUCCUGUCAAUUAUAUUGGCUGGGCUGCCUAUUCUGCAUAUAGUAUGUUUCUCAAUUUUUAUAACAGAUAAACCCUUACCGAAAGGUAAGGGUUUAUUAUAUACUGUAUGUUUAACCAAAUUUAUUAUAUACUGUAUGUUUAACCCAAUGGUCUCGUCUGAACUUUAUCAAUUAAGCUUGUACAAGAUGGACUGACAUUAUUGUUCCAGUUUAAAUAUAAUGAGUUCACUGAUUCUCUAACGUGAUCAAGUUGCCCCGUUGCAUUACUAAAAUCAUGUGCUCGUUGAUGCGUUCUCGAAUUUCAACUAUUCAUGCAAGUUAAUACACGUUUUCUCAUGUCAUUCGUAUACAGCCAAUUUAAGAACAGGUUGUCCUUUGCAAACCGUAAAUUAAACUCUAAACCUUAAACUCUAAGCGCACAAAGAAUGGAAGCACAUCAUAGAAAUAAUAGAUAUAGAAUGCGUACUUGAUCACGAAUCAUGUCUCCACUUUUUCUCAUGCGUGCCCUUAUAAAUCCGCCAUGUUUGAAUUUGACUAGGAGUGCAAACUACAAAGUAUAAACAAAGCUAAAACUACGUUUUCAUCGUCAAAACGUUUAUCUUGUUGUCUAAUUUGUACUAGUUUGGGGGGUAGAUUUUGAGUUUUUUGAAGGCCGGCACAAACUGUCAAAGCAAAUGUGCAGUUACAAAAACGGUGAAAAUCGUGCAGCCUUGUAAACAAAGUAUUUUCGCCGGUUUCUCGAAAUUUACUCAUAAAACAUUUUUGCAUGCUUUGAAC
Paramuricea clavata is the source of this 12465-nucleotide messenger RNA. The record is from the annotation of a GenBank genome assembly. Lineage: Eukaryota; Metazoa; Cnidaria; Anthozoa; Malacalcyonacea; Plexauridae.